AAGGUCUGUACGAUUCUCUCUCAUUCAUUGAUAUGGAAAGGGUUUAAAGCUCUUCUUUUAAAACCCUGAGUAGGGUUUUCAACCUUUCUUUUCGGAUUUAGACAGAUUACAAAUCUCCCAACAGAGAACCGAUAAUGAAAGCCAAAUAAAAGCUUUCUUCUAAUCAUAUUCUUCUUUCUUGAGGAAAACCAUCUUCUGUUUUGGUCAAAGGAGAUUAAAAUUGCAUAUCGUUGUCUUCCCUUUUAUGGGAAAAUCACUUUCUUCCACAGCAAGUUUACUGGAAUUCUCGAGGAUUACAUCAGAUAAACUUCAAAAUCCGAAGCAAGAAAAGCCCAUAUCGAAAAAACUUUAUUCUCACCGGAAAUAGCUAAAUCGGGCGGCGAAGGCGAAUCGAAGCAAUCGAAGUUUGUAGAUGGAGAACACUGAAGCACAGACUCGUGUGCCGCUGAAGGAAGUGAUCUCUGAUUGCGUGAAACGGUGGUUUGAAGAUGCGCUCAAGGAAGCCAAGGCAGGGGAUACUGGUAUGCAGGUCUUGGUCGGUCAAAUGUAUUACAGUGGUUAUGGAGUUGACAGAGAUGUCCAGAGGGGAAGAGCUUGGAUUUCAAGAGCCUCAAAAAGUCGAUCUUCGGUUUGGAAGGUCAGCGAUAAACACCCAGGCUAUAAUGCAAGCGAUUCAGAUUCAGAGGAUGAUGUGAAGGGUGAUACCACCAAAUAAGAUCGUUUUUCUGUUGUUUGAGAAUGUAUAACAAGAAAAGGUCAUGACUUUUAGCUUGCAUCUACUGCUUCUACAAGGUGUCUGGACAAGAUCUUUAGUUUGCUUUAUCAUUUUACAAUUGUAUUUUCCCCACCAGUUAUUUCGUAUUCAAAGUGUAUGUGUAUACUUUUUUAGGGCGUUUUGUGUGUGCUGAUUUUUCGGGGUGGGGGGGGGGGUUGUCUUGAAGGAACUUGUAAUGAAAAUGUUGACUUAGAAUUACCAUCAUAAUUUUUAACCAUUUCAUUUUUUUGGUA
Macadamia integrifolia is the source of this 1008-nucleotide messenger RNA. RefSeq lists its product as uncharacterized. The record is from RefSeq and is a predicted model, not a curated record. Bases 413 to 715 code for a protein of 100 amino acids. Lineage: Eukaryota; Viridiplantae; Streptophyta; Magnoliopsida; Proteales; Proteaceae. The transcript is spliced from 4 exons. Gene Ontology annotation, molecular function: protein binding.